CUGAACAGAUCGAGUUCUGGGAAAAAUGAGGAAAAGAAAGGCAAUAAGGGAAAUGGCAAAGGUGAAUCUGUUUCUGAAGGUGGAAAGACAGCUGUAGUGUUUUCCUUGAAGAAUGAAGUUGGUGGAUUGGUGAAAGCUCUCCGACUCUUCCAGGAGAAACAUGUGAGUAUGGUUCAUAUUGAAUCACGGAAAUCAAAGAGAAGGAACUCGGAGGUGGAAAUUUUUGUGGACUGUGACUGCAGUAAGAAAGAAUUUAAUGAACUAAUCCAGUUGCUCAAGUUUCAAACUAACAUUGUAUCUCUCAAUCCACCAGAAAACAUCUGGACUGAUGAAGAAGAUCUCGACUGUGUCCCUUGGUUCCCCAGGAAGAUAUCUGAAUUAGACAAAUGCUCACAGAGAGUUUUGAUGUAUGGAUCUGAGCUGGAUGCAGAUCACCCUGGAUUUAAAGACAAUGUAUAUCGACAGAGAAGAAAGUACUUUGUGGAUGUUGCCAUGAGCUAUAAAUAUGGUCAACCCAUUCCCAGAGUGGAGUACACAGCUGAAGAAAUUAAAACAUGGGGUGUGGUAUUUAGGGAACUCAGUAAACUCUAUCCUACCCAUGCUUGUCGUGAAUAUUUAAAAAACUUCCCUCUGCUGACCAAGUACUGUGGAUAUAGAGAGGAUAAUGUGCCUCAGCUGGAAGAUGUUUCUAUUUUUCUUAAAGAAAGGUCUGGCUUCACAGUGAGACCAGUUGCUGGAUACCUAUCUCCCCGAGAUUUUUUAGCUGGCUUAGCCUAUCGAGUUUUUCACUGUACUCAGUACAUACGACAUGGCUCAGAUCCUCUCUACACACCAGAACCGGAUACGUGCCAUGAACUGUUGGGACAUGUGCCUCUACUUGCUGAUCCCAAGUUUGCACAGUUUUCACAAGAGAUAGGACUUGCUUCACUGGGAGCAUCUGAUGAAGAUGUUCAGAAAUUAGCCACU
Molecule: messenger RNA, 966 nt
Organism: Pelecanus crispus (Dalmatian pelican)
Lineage: Eukaryota; Metazoa; Chordata; Aves; Pelecaniformes; Pelecanidae
Source: RefSeq, a predicted model, not a curated record